Molecule: messenger RNA, 936 nt
Organism: Trachemys scripta elegans
Lineage: Eukaryota; Metazoa; Chordata; Testudines; Emydidae
Product: olfactory receptor 51G2-like
Exons: 1
Coding region: 1-936 (311 amino acids)
Biological process (GO): G protein-coupled receptor signaling pathway
Cellular component (GO): membrane
Molecular function (GO): olfactory receptor activity; G protein-coupled receptor activity
Source: RefSeq, a predicted model, not a curated record
AUGUCAGCUGUCAAUGACACCAAAUUCAGCUCUGCAGUGUUCCUGCUCACUGGGAUAUCUGGGCAGGAAGACAUUCAUCUCUGGAUCUCUAUCACCUUGUGCUUAAUGUAUGUUAUUUCUAUAGUAGGAAAUUCAGUCAUUCUGUUCAUUAUAAAAACAGAUCCAAGCCUCCAUGAGCCCAUGUACAUUUUCCUUUCCAUGUUGGCCGUCACAGACCUUGGCUUAUCGAUAGUCACCAUACCAACAAUACUGGGCAUAUACCUGUUUAACUCUAGGGAAAUCAGUCUCGAUGCCUGUUUUGCUCAGCUGUUCUUCAUCCACUCUCUUUCAUUCAUUGAAUCCUCUGUGCUCCUGUCGAUGGCCUUUGACCGCUUCAUCGCAAUCUGUAACCCAUUGAGAUAUACUUCCAUCUUAACCCCACCGAGAAUAGCCAAGAUGGGAUUGGUGCUUGUGCUAAGAGGGGUGGCCUUAGCAUUCCCACUCCCCUUUCUCCUGAAACGUUUCCGAUACUGUCAAGCCAAUGUCCUCUCCCAUUCCUACUGCCUGCACCAGGAGGUCAUGAAGAUGGCUUGUUCGGACUUCACAGUCAACAGUAUCUAUGGCUUGUUCAUAAUAGUCUCCACGGUGGGGUUGGACUCACUGCUCAUCCUGCUAUCUUAUGUGAUGAUCCUCAAAACAGUGCUUAGCAUCACAUCCCACAUGGAGUGCCUCAGAGCCUUGAGCACCUGCAUCUCCCAUGUCUGCGCCGUCCUGGUCUUCUACAUGCCAGUGAUCGGCCUUUCUGUGAUACACAGAUUUGGGAAGAGUUUUUCUCCCUUGCCUCAGAUUCUCCUGGGCUAUAUCUACCUGCUGGUCCCGCCACUGAUGAAUCCAAUCGUGUACAGCAUGAAAAGCAAACACCUUCGUGAGAGGAUAAUCAAGGUGUUCGUCAAGUGA